AGAGAGCACAACGUCAGCAAUACAGAGAGGAGCAGGCAGAGAGACAGCCAGAAUCAGACAGAGUGGCAAGGUGUGAUGAGAGAGGGCAGGAGAGAAAUACAGUGGGUUUGAAGAGUUUGAAUUUCAGAGGGGAACACAAGAUAGGCAAGUGAGAGACCGAGAGAGAGAGAGGAAGAGAGAGACACACACACACUGAGGGGUGUGUCAUAGCAAUUUAGUUCCUCAAGGAAGUACAACUCAACAUUAUCUUAAGACAGGGUGGCAGCUCUGACAGAAGCGCUGCAGGAGGGCUAUUCUUUCAGGUUUUUUUGGUUCUGCUCGUGGUGAAGAUGAAGGGAUCUCAUUAAAUCAACCGGCCUGCGCUGUCAACCUGAGACACAGAGCAGAGGGAGAUAUCUGACACAGACCAGGAGGGAGGGGGACUCAGCACACACACCACACAGGCAACCAUGGACACCUUCAGCUCCAAGGACAUGGCCUUGAGGGCGCAGAAGAAGAUCCUCAGCACCAUGGCCACCAAAAGCUCCGUCCAAAUGUUCAUUGACGACACCAGCAGCGAGAUCUUGGACGAACUGUACCGUGUCUCCAAAGAGUACUCAGGUAAUAAAUCGGAGGCCCAGAAGGUGAUCAAAGACCUGGUCAAGAUAGCCGUGAAGAUCGGCGUGCUGUUCAAGAACAACCGUUUCAGCACAGAGGAGCUGGGGGUGGCCACAGAUUUUAAGAAGAAGCUGCACCAGGGCGCCAUGACCGCUAUCAGCUUCUAUGAGGUGGACUUUACCUUUGAUAAAGCAGUGAUGGCGGAGCUUCUGACCAUCUGCAGGGAUCUGAUGCUGAAACUGGUCAAAACCCACCUCACCGCUAAAUCCCACGGUCGCAUCAACCACGUCUUCAACCAUUACUCUGAUCCAGAGCUCCUGACCAAACUGUUCGAGCCCAGCGGCCCCUUCCGACCCCACCUCACCAAGAUCUGCAAAGGACUCGACAAACUUAUGGAGGACGGGACUAUAUGACGUAGAAACAGUAAAAUGUCACACAGACACUGGGAGAUCAAUAGGCAGACUCACCUAAGACUCACUGUUGGACAAAAUUGUUCUUAUUGCUGCUGAGGACCGGCAACGCAAGACAAGUGAUUUGAGAACAAAACUGCUGACCCAUCUUUCUCAAAGAACAUGUGGGAUAGAAAUAAAGUUGGUUGAGUCAUUCCUCACGUUUUUAAUGUCUAGAGGUGAUAUAGACUGUACAAUUGUGAUAUAUUCUUGUUUAUUCAGACAAAGUUCACAGAAACCAAACUUGAAUAUAAACUGGUUUAUACUAUAUCAGCUGUUUUAUUAGAUUGUGAACAUCCGACGUUAAAUAUUUGAGACCUUGAAAUGUUUCAUUCAGAACUACUGAUGUCAUGUAUUCUGGAGAGGAGGAGUUAAAACAGCUGGAAAUAUUGCAUAAAGAGGACAGACAGGGAACAAAGCCACUGUAAUACAGCACUGCCCUCUGGUGGUCAGGACCAUAUAUUCAGCAACUCAAUGUACUGUAUUUACUGAAGCGUCCAGAAGACAAUGCAGCCAAUAACAAAGCAAACAGCCCCACAGUAGACAAUUACUUACACCAACACUUUGCAGUCUCCACUUCAAAACAUGUUUAGAACAAAAAGACUGCCUCUUAAAUAGUGUUGACUGCUUGACUGUUAAUCCUAUAAUUCAUGUUUUUCUGAAUAUUGGAUCACAGACAAGUCUUAUUAUUUGGUUUUACAUUACAAAAAGACAUUGAAAAUCAAUACAAACAAGGGGAAAAUAAAUCCCUGUGCUGGACACUCCACCUUAUAGAAUAGUCAAAUACUGUCAUUUAGCGUUUAACUGCUAUAAUAUUUCUUCUUUGUGUGAGCAACAAUGUGGAGAAAAGUCAGUUGAAGUUUCAGAAAGCUGUUUUUAAAGAUCAAGUGCUUAUGAGAGUCAACGGUUUCUGGAGUAAGUACGGACAUAUAUAGACUCUGAAUCUAGACAUGGGAUCAACAUUUUUUUUUUAUUCUAAAAUGAACUAUACAAAACUUAAUGAAAUUAAAAAAAAAAUAUGCACAUAAAUAAUAAAAAGAUUGCUGUCAAAGAA
Messenger RNA from Sebastes umbrosus (honeycomb rockfish), 2100 nucleotides. It is a transcript of the gene tnfaip8l2b, whose product is annotated as tumor necrosis factor, alpha-induced protein 8-like 2b. The coding region runs from base 450 to 1010 and encodes 186 amino acids. Lineage: Eukaryota; Metazoa; Chordata; Actinopteri; Perciformes; Sebastidae. The record is from RefSeq and is a predicted model, not a curated record. The transcript is spliced from 3 exons. Gene Ontology annotation, cellular component: cytoplasm. Gene Ontology annotation, biological process: regulation of apoptotic process.